GGAACAAAAAGAGCCUUCAACUGGUAUUAGCUCAACUUCCAUUCCAAUAUUCCAUGACGUACGCGCAAUUUGAUUUGUCAAAGCCUGGAUCACGUACGCUAUUUAAACUUCCAUCCGGGCCAAAUUAACUCUCAGUGCAUUUUGCGACAGCGAAAUAAAUGGCUAGUGAGAGAUCAUUUGCAGCAGAUCAAGAACGUCGGGAAGGUGCAGAAGUUGUUUAUGGAGCUGAAGCAUGCUAUCAGCACUCCAUACAACUCCUUGAAGAAUUGGGGUUUCCUAAGGGAGUGCUUCCCCUGCAGAAUCUGGAAGAAUGUGGAAGAGUUCGGGCAACUGGGUUCGUGUGGAUGAAGCAAAAAAAGCCGUAUCAGCAUUUCUUUACUGGGAGCAAUACCCUCGUAAGCUACGCAACUGAGGUGACUGCCUACGUAGAGAAAUUCAAGAUGAAAAAGAUGACUGGAGUCAAGAGCAAGCAGCUUCUUUUAUGGAUUCCUAUUGCCGAAAUGAGGAUUGAUGAUCCGGAUCAUAAGAAGAUUCACUUCAAAACUCCCGUGGGAAUUGGGAAAUUCUUCCCCAUCACGGCUUUCAUGACCCAAGAGGAGAAGCGCAAGUACUCGGAAAGCACCGGAGAGUAGAAUUCAUUCAGUGGAUGCCGCCAAGGAUCCAACCAACAUAUUGGUUAUUGCUACUAUUCAAUAUUAAUAUUCAUUCCACACCCUACGUUUAUGCU
Molecule: messenger RNA, 727 nt
Organism: Coffea eugenioides
Lineage: Eukaryota; Viridiplantae; Streptophyta; Magnoliopsida; Gentianales; Rubiaceae
Exons: 1
Coding region: 159-632 (157 amino acids)
Source: RefSeq, a predicted model, not a curated record